Molecule: messenger RNA, 783 nt
Organism: Cryptosporidium muris RN66
Lineage: Eukaryota; Apicomplexa; Conoidasida; Eucoccidiorida; Cryptosporidiidae
Product: ribosome biogenesis protein NSA2, putative
Exons: 1
Coding region: 1-783 (260 amino acids)
Biological process (GO): maturation of 5.8S rRNA; maturation of LSU-rRNA
Cellular component (GO): preribosome, large subunit precursor; nucleolus
Source: RefSeq, a predicted model, not a curated record
AUGCCUCAGAAUGAGUAUAUAGAACUACAUAGAAAGCGUUAUGGAUAUAGGUUUGAUCAUUUUGAAAAAAAACGGAAGCUAGAAUCUAGGAAGGUUCAUAAGAACUCUGCAAAGGCACAGAAAUUGCGUGGAAUUAAGGCGAAGUUAUACAAUAAGAAACGUUAUGCAGAAAAGGUAACUCUUAAGAAGGCUUUGAAGGUCAAUGAAGAAAAGGAUGGUAAGGAAACACAAUCUGAUACCAUUGCUAAAGGUGCUAUUCCUGCUUACUUAUUGGAUCGUGAAAUUGUAAAUCGUACUAAGGUUUUGAGUAAUAUGAUUAAACAAAAAAGGAAGGAAAAAGCAGCUAAAUGGAAGGUUCCUAUUCCAAAAAUCAAAGCCUUAAAUGAGGAUGAAAUGUUUAAAAUUUUACGCUCUGGUAAAAGAAAGAAGAAGUCAUGGAAGAGAAUUGUUAAUAAAGUUUGCUUCGUAGGUAGUGACUUCACCAGAAAGCCACCAAAAUUUGAACGUUAUAUUCGUCCUACUGGUCUAAGGUUUAAGAAGGCUCAUGUUACACAUCCAGAAUUAAAAACUACAUUUUAUUUAGAUAUUGUAUCUGUUAAGAAGAAUCCACAAAGUCAACUUUACACAACUCUGGGUGUCAUAACAAAAGGCACUGUAUUGGAAGUUAAUGUGAGUGAACUAGGUCUUGUAACCCAAACAGGUAAGGUAGUAUGGGCUAAAUAUGCCCAAGUAACUAAUAACCCAGAAAUAGAUGGAUGCAUAAAUGCCGUUUUACUUGUAUAA